Molecule: messenger RNA, 819 nt
Organism: Mangifera indica (mango)
Lineage: Eukaryota; Viridiplantae; Streptophyta; Magnoliopsida; Sapindales; Anacardiaceae
Exons: 2
Coding region: 82-387 (101 amino acids)
Source: RefSeq, a predicted model, not a curated record
UACAAAGUGAAACUGGAAGCGAAACAAAAGGGGGCAGUCACACUCACGCAAGAAGGAGAGGAGAGGAGAGGAGAGGAGGCGAUGGAAACGGAGGAGAGUGGUGAUCGGAGUGGAGUUAAGGAGAUCCAGACCCACUGGUGGUGGGUCUUGGCAAGCACGGUACAAUUAGGAUGGGGCAUAUCAUCUUACAGAAAAGGCUACAGCGGCGACUCUCGCCUCAUGCCCGUUAAGGCGUUCGGUAUUGCCGCCUUGUUUGUCGGUUCUGCUGCCUCCGCCUCCGUCGCUUCUCUUCAAGCUUCUGGAAUUCACAAGGUAGAAGACCUAAUGGAGGUGGGUUCCAAUAUAAGAAAAAAACUUGGCAUCGCAUCUCGAACAAGUGCCAAGUAAGUUGAAUAAUUUAUAUUUCAGUUGAAAUUAUAAUACAUUUUUCGUGUCAGACUCUUGAUGAGGAAGAAGACAGAUGACCUGUUAGAAGCAAGAGAAUAUAGUUUGUGGCUAUGGGAUAAUUGGUUGUUCAGUGAAAUUUGAAUUACUACUUAUCUUUGAGCAGUAAUGUUGAUUACCAUGGUAUCGAAUGAAUAUGAAUAACUAUGUUGAUAACUAAUUUAUUACAUUUUCUAGUAGAACUUAGUCUGUUGUACAAGAAAAUUAUUGACACAACCUACAAAUACGGAUACAAGCAUUGAUGGGUCAUUCAAAAUCAGAAUGACAUGUCAACGUUAUAUUUGUAUAUUUAUACUCUCUGUCUGUAUUAUUAAAAAUGUAAUAGAGAAAGAACAAAGUCUUGAGCAUUUCUAAUUGCCCAAGCAUUCCAUUUAA